GCAUUUCAGUAGCCUAUAUCCAGCCACUCCAGGCAUGGAAAAAUCAAAUUUGAAUUGAACUUCGUCAUUUAAUGCCUUCACCUACAACCUGCCUAUUUUGAGAAACAUCUUUUUUAAGGCCUUUAAUGCUCUUUGUUGCUUUCUUAUGUGAUGUACUCUUUUCACCAUCACCACCGCUUUCUUCAUUCUUGCCUUGCCUGGCUGCUUUACACCACGCCCACCCUACUUUUUAUUUAGUCCAUUUUUGCUUAGACACUUUCUGAAGAAAGACUUUGCAUGUGCUUAACAGUAUCUCUUUUUCGGAAAGGGUGUAGGGUUUGUUUCUUGAUCUAGUCAACCUGCAGAUUCUCCUUUUCAGCUUUUCUGGGCUCGAGGGUUGUGAAUUUUACGAGGUGAUAUACAAGAGCAAACAUCGAGUGUUCAGGAUCUUGGAAAAGAAUAGCAAAAUGGAAGAUGAUUUGUUGUAUUCAAUGCAAGAGUUAUAAACUGACAGAGAACUGGGAGAUCAGGAUAAUUCAGCUAUUUUAGAUGUCAACCAUGGAUGAACGUCAAUUUAAUGCGAGGGAAAUCUUUGUUAGUUACAUCUAAAGAUAUUGCCUUGCAUUUCCUUAGUUCCGGAAAACAUCUCAAUCGGAAAAAAUCAAGAGAAGAAGAAAGAAUCAGAAUUGAUUGAUAGAGCGUAACUUCAAUAAUAGGGAAGCCAAUGGCGUUUGCACAAUUUAUAAUUUUUCUGUUGUUUUUGGAUUUGUGGGGACAGGUUUUAGGCUUGGGGUCAAUGUCUUCCAUCGCCAUUUCUUAUGGUGAAAAUGGUCCUGUUUUCUGUGGAAUAAAAUCAGAUGGCUCUCAUCUUGUUACUUGCUAUGGGUCCAAUUCGGCUAUUACCCGUGCAGUUUCAGCUCAUCUCCCUUUUAGUGGUCUGACCGCUGGGAAUGGCUUCGUAUGUGGACUUCUGAUGGACUCGAAUCAACCUUAUUGUUGGGGAAGUAGUGGAUUCGUUCUGAUUGGUGUACCUCGGCCAAUGGUUAAGGGUUCUGAAUACUUGGAAAUUAGUGCGGGUGAUCACCAUUUGUGUGGCUUGAGAAAACCCUUGACAGGAAAGGACAGGAACAUUUCUUUAGUUGAUUGUUGGGGCUAUAAUAUGACCAAAAGCUAUGAGUUUGAUGGGCAGAUCCAAUCUAUCUCGGCAGGGUCAAAUUUUAACUGUGGCUUGUUUUCUCAAAAUAGAAGUGUUUUCUGUUGGGGAGAUGAUACUGGGAGCGGAGUAAUAGGCCUUAUCCCCGUGGGGAUGAGGUUUCACAGGAUUGCAGCUGGGGGGUUCCAUGUCUGUGGGAUACUAGAGGGUGUGGAUUCUCGAGUCUUCUGUUGGGGGAGCAUGGACUUCGACGGAGAAAACUUUGCAUCUUUAGUGGAUUCUGGCCGACUUAAUGUGGACUUGACACCGAAUGAUCCAAUGCUUUCAGUUGUCGGGGGAAGAUUCCAUUCUUGUGGCAUCAAAAGCUAUGAUCAUGAAGUGGUCUGUUGGGGUCAUCAUGUUGAGAGAAGUACCCCUCCUCCGAAUCAUGUUAGGUUCUACGAGAUUGCAGCAGGUGAUUACUUCACUUGUGGGGUUCUCUCUGUUGCAUCUCUCCAACCUGUUUGUUGGGGAGCUGGAUUUCCAUCCUCUCUGCCACUAGCUGUUUUGCCCGGACCUUGCAAGCAUGAACCUUGUACAUCUGAUUUCUAUGAGUUUAAAAAUGGAAGUGCUCGUUGCAAAGUUUGUCUGCACUGUAGCAAUGGCUGCCCUGACGAAAUGUAUCAAGUUUCUGCAUGCACUUCGACUUCAGACAGGCAGUGCAGAUACAACUGUUCAAGUUGCAUAUCACGCAACUGCUUCUCCAACUGUUCCGAUGCUACUGGUAAUGGAAAGAAGAAUAGAAAAUUUUGGUCACUGCAGCUGCCAGUCAUUGUUGCAGAGAUUGCCUUUGCUGUUUUCUUGGUGACUGUUGCAUCUUUGACUUCAAUUAUAUAUGUUCGUUACAAGUUAAGAAACUGUAGAUGCGCAGGAAGAGCUUUUGCGUCCAAGAAAAACAGCAAAGUUGGUUCUUUCCAGAAAGAUAGUGGGAAAAUUCAGCCAGACUUGGACGAGCUUAAAAUUAGGAGAGCUCAAAUGUUCACAUAUGAGGAACUUGAGAGAGCUGCUAGUGGAUUCAAGGAAGAAUCACAGGUGGGAAAGGGUAGUUUUUCGCGUGUUUUUAAAGGGGUGUUGAAGGAUGGAACUGUAGUUGCAGUGAAAAAGUCUAUUAUGUCUCCUGAUGUAAAGAAAGAUUUGAAGGAGUUCCAUACAGAGCUAGAUUUGCUUUCACGGUUAAAUCAUGCUCAUUUGCUUAAUUUACUUGGUUAUUGUGAAGAAGGUGGAGAAAGGCUUUUGGUUUAUGAAUUUAUGGCUAAUGGAUCCUUGCAUCAGCAUCUCCAUGGACAGAAUAAGGCACUAAAAGAGCAAUUGGAUUGGGUGAAGAGGGUAACUAUUGCAGUCCAAGCAGCUCGGGGAAUUGAAUACCUACAUGGUUAUGCUUGCCCCCCUGUAAUUCAUCGAGACAUAAAAUCUUCUAACAUCCUAUUAGACGAAGAACACAAUGCCCGUGUUGCCGACUUUGGUCUGUCUUUACUGGGACCUGCAAAUAGUAGCUCCCCUUUGUCUGAGCUACCUGCUGGAACUCUUGGAUAUCUCGAUCCUGAGUACUAUAGACUUCACUAUCUCACUACCAAAUCUGAUGUCUAUAGCUUUGGCGUUUUGCUUUUGGAAAUUCUCAGUGGUCGAAAAGCCAUUGACAUGCAAUAUGAGGAAGGAAAUAUAGUCGAAUGGGCUGUCCCUUUGAUCAAGGCUGGUGAUAUACUAGCCAUUUUGGAUCCCGUUUUGAAACCCACGAGCGAUCUUGAAGCUUUGAAACGAAUUGCAAAUGUAGCUAGCAAAUGCGUACGAAUGAGAGGCAAGGAGAGGCCAUCUAUGGAUAAAGUGACAACUGCUUUGGAGCGUGCACUUGCACUCUUGUUGGGUAGACCGAGCAACGAGCAACCUAUUUUGCCAACUGAGGUAGUUUUGGGUAGUAGUCGAUUGCACACCAAGUCUUCUCAAAUAUCUUCAUACCGGUCUACCUCAGAAACAGAUAUUGCAGAAAAUGAGGAUCAAAAAUUUGAAUUCAGAGCUCCCUCGUGGAUUACUUUUCCUAGUGUUGCAUCGUCUCAGAGGAGGAGAUCGUCAGUUUCAGAUGCGGAUGUUGAUGGAAAGAACUCGGAAGCGAAAAACGUAGGAAACAGCGCUAGUGGAGGCGAAGGGUUGAGAAGUUUAGAAGAAGAAAUUGGACCAGCUUCUCCUCAAGAACACUUGUUCUUGCAGCACAACUUCUAAUUGACAUGAAGAAAUUCAUAGUUACUUUUUGAUGGUGUUUACUUUUCAUCAAAGCAAAAAAAUGUAUAGACAUAGGAGAAAUGUUGCUUUGUUGAUCACCAAACCAAACCUACUGUCAUCACCUCCACCAUUAAUUAUAAUCAUUACUUAUAAUUGAAAAAUACUUCACUAAGUUAUGAAUUGAGCCAUACUCCUUUUAUGGAAUUUGGUGGGCAUAUAGUAGUUGUAAUCUUUCUAUCAUUGUGCCUUAAGCUAAACAAGAUUAUUCCACUCUCUAA
Molecule: messenger RNA, 3663 nt
Organism: Olea europaea var. sylvestris
Lineage: Eukaryota; Viridiplantae; Streptophyta; Magnoliopsida; Lamiales; Oleaceae
Product: serine/threonine-protein kinase-like protein ACR4
Exons: 3
Coding region: 704-3385 (893 amino acids)
Biological process (GO): protein phosphorylation
Molecular function (GO): ATP binding; protein kinase activity; protein binding
Source: RefSeq, a predicted model, not a curated record